Mercenaria mercenaria is the source of this 4314-nucleotide messenger RNA. RefSeq lists its product as uncharacterized. The coding region runs from base 128 to 2758 and encodes 876 amino acids. NCBI's taxonomy places the organism in Eukaryota, Metazoa, Mollusca, Bivalvia, Venerida, Veneridae. The record is from RefSeq and is a predicted model, not a curated record. The transcript is spliced from 8 exons.
UGUAGAUAUUGUUUUUGUGUGUAUGUGCGGUUCUUUUUGGGUAAUAAAAACAUAUUGUAUAUAGUUCACCUGUUAGUAUGGGUGCCUGAUAUAUGGAUUAAGGAUAUAUAAAUGACAAAAGAGCACAAUGUCUGACUAUUAUAAUCGUCUUGUAAUCUUUGUGAUUGACAUAUGUCCUAGACCACAACGCCAGCUCCUCUUGACACUGGCAGAACAAGCGUUCCCAGCUAAUUCACAGACUUUCAAAAUUGGAAGUUUUCUGCAAUCAAAAAAGUCCUAUAUUGAUCAGCUUUUGCGUUGGAAGAAGAUAAGAGAAGACCAGCACAAUAGUAUCUGCAAAACAUUUGAUAAAUCUGAUCUAAACGAUUGGGAUAUUUCGUUGCUUUCCGUUAUUUUGAAGGAAAUGUUCCGUGUUGAGCUUAAACAAGAAGAGCAUGACGCCUUGGCUGAAAUUCGAAUGGUAAGGAACGAGCUGCAGCAUAAAUCAAGCACUACUGAAAUAUCUGAACACGAAUUUAGAGAUGCAUGGCUCUCAUUGGAAAACGCUACGCUCUUGAUUGCAAGGAAUGCAUACAGGGACACAUCUAGCGGGCAGCGUUUUCAAAAUUUGAUUCAAAUCGAGAUAAAUACGGUGAAAUCGAACGCGAUGCCAAAUAUAACUGGAUGUCUUGCAACUUGGAAUACUGAGAUAAAGAAAGAAAUGAAGGAGUUAAGACAGCAGAUCGACAUAGUUGGUGUGGAUUCGAGAUUCAGUAGAGACGCACUUACCUCAUUAACAGUGAAACAGACAGCUCGAUCAGGGAUACCAAUGAAGCGGAUGAGAACUCUUGAUCCACGCUUAGAGAAGCUUAAAGAUAAUUUUGCGGCCUCGUUUGAACGGUUUUCAAACCAGACAAUUCCCAUAUGCGAAGAUGCGGACAAAAUAACCAGACAUCUGAAAGCUAAUCAUUGGGUUCUUGUAUCAUCCUAUGAUAGCAUGAAAGCAUACAUAUAUGCUUUGCGUGCGAUUAAAGAUAUGUCCUACUCUAUGGAAUAUUCUCUGGAAGUUACUGAUCCUUCAGACUGGUCACAUAUAGGGUUCGAAGAUGCAGAGUUGGUUGUUUUCAAGUAUCCAUUCGGGAAAGAUGCUUAUGAUGAAAGUAAGGCUACUGCAAUGGUAAUUGUCCUGGACAACAUCAUGCAAACGACAGGAAAAGGACAAAAGCAUGGACUAAUUGAUGUUGUUAUAGUGUCAAGCAGUAAGCUGCUAGAGGAAUGCAGGCGCAACCAUGAACACGAUAUGCUUGACCAUGCAGUAACAGUUUGUCCUGGAACAACAGAAAAGGAACCAAUUGACCUGACUAAUGAACAAACUAGAAGACUGUGCACAGAGCCUUGUGAUUCAGUUUACAAGAACAUGUUGGAUAUGUCGCAAUGCUAUUUGCGUCAGCAUAAACUGGAGUACAAAAACGUUCAACUUAUGCAAAAGGCCAAGAUGAAGUUCAAUGACAACAAGGUUCUUGUUAUCUGCGGACCAAAGGGGAGUGGAAAGACUACACUUGCGAUAAGUCUCUUGAAAGCAUAUCAAGAUGAGAAUUUCCUUCUCUUGACAGAGCCCGAGGAGUUGAAAUAUGUCCGUCAAACAGACACCUUGGCUAUUCUAAUUGAAAAUCUGGCAGGAUACAUGAAGUUUGACGAAACGGAAGCAAACAAAUGGUUCAGAAAGUUUGACCUACUUAACGCAGCUGUAAUGGAUGGAUGCUGGAGGAUAGUAAUUACAAUGCAGCAAGGAAUAUUUGGUGAAUGGUCUAAACUUUUGCCGAAACAUCCACUUCUUGAUAGUGCUGUGCAGUUGUCGCGUACUCGUUCUGUUGAACCAAAAGUAAAGCAAGAACAAAUGGAUGUUAAUGAUAUACAAGAUACACAGAUGCCUUACAAAAGUGAGUCAACAACUAGAUCAACAAGAAAGCCUACUUCAGCUACUAGAAAUACUUCAACUGACCGACAUGUGUGGUCUGUACAAAGUGAGAACACCUAUCCAGUUCAGCAGUUAAGUGACCGUUUCCAGUGCAUAAUAUCUGGUAUCUGUAUACUACCGUCAGGAGAAUUAUUGGUAAUAGAUGAACUAAAUGUGAACAUCAAGAAACUCGACCAAAGGUACAGUGUUGUUCAUGUACGAGAUCUACCAACCAUGCCAUUGGGUCUUUGUUAUCUAGGUGAAAAUGUAGCAGUGGUUUCAAUGAUAACAACUUUACAGUUUAUAAACGUCUCAGGUAACAUAAACCUGACAAUGACUGUAGAUACUGAUCAUUCAUGUUUCAGUAUUGCAGGUCAUGAAGAAAAGUUAUACGUUGCCGCACUUGGAAAUGUUCAGGUCUACGAUAGGAAUGGCCAACAUGAACGUAGUAUAGACAUUGGUCCUCCGAAUCCAAUAUCAGGUAUGGCAGUGAGUCGAGAUGGGGAAAUGCUGUACGUAACGAAGAGAAUGGCUAUCACUAAAUAUGAGUGGUCAGGGUUGAUCACAACGGACACAAGAGGUACUAUGGUAUCGGAAUUACAACUGAACAGUUGUGACGGGGUGUGCAUUGAUCGCAAUGGUAAUGUUCUUGUCCUUUGCGCAAAUGGUGUAGUUCAAGUCAGUGCCGAUGGAAAGUGCAUUCUAGACCUUCUUACAGAUGAUGACACAUUGGGAGAAUCCAUUUGUUUUGAUGAAGAGCGGUCUUCACUAAUUGCUUCACACAGUGUAGGAAAUACAAUCACUGUGUUCGAACUUGCUUGAAUUCAGUUGCAUUGGUGUCCUCAUUCUAGGUGUCAGUGUACUAGCAUUAAAGACAUUCAAUUAUUAAAGUACGGACCUUCAGAGCUUAUAAAAGGAGCUAACAAAUGGUGAAUGGUGGAGAUACUUUUUCUCACCAAAUACUUUUCUACUGCUUCUAAACUCUUUUUAUUAAAAAUCACUGGAAAUCGAUUGUUAGACCACCAUGUCAUUUUGUGCAAUAAAAUCAUAUGAAUGUUGUGCAGACAUGGAAUGAAAAUAAAUAUAUGUAUGAUCAAACUGUAAGAGUUGUCAGAGGACAUCAAUACACUACUACUCUAAAACAUUAAAAGAAGGUUAAAUAAAUGAAUACCAAAUUUCAGAGGGGGCAUAUGAUUAUCUUUAUGAUCCAUAGGACAAUGUUGCCCCCACUUCCUGUCAAUGUAUAAUAUGGUUACUUGUUGACCAGCUGUUUGUAAAACACAUAUGUACCGAUGAUGGCCUGUCGGAGGCAAGUCGAUAUGUAACUUUGUAUACUGUGACAUUGGCCUUUGACCAGAAACAUCUGGAAUCAUCUACUGUCUACAGCCAACAAUCCUAACAAGACUGACAGCCAAAGUUUGCUUUAAUAAUUGGGUGGAAACCGUUUUCAGUCUAGAGGUCACUGUGAUCAUACCUACUGACUGCCAAAAAAAAUAUGGGUCAUCUGAUGACCACAGGCAAUAUCCUAUGAAGUUUGACGACUAUUAUCUAAAGCGUUCUUUAGUUAUUGAGAGUAAACUUUUUUUCAGUCUUGAAGCCUCUGUAACCUUGACCUUUGAUCUACUACCCACUCCACCCCCGAAAAAGUAGAGGAAAUCUACUGACCACAGGCAAUAUUCUACGAAGUUUGACGACUAUUAGCCAAAGCGUUCUUUAGUUAUUGAGAAUAAACACUUUUUCAGUCUCCAAGCCUCUGUAACCUUGACUUUUGAUCUACUACCCACCCCACCCCCGAAAAAGUAGAGGUAAUCUACUGACCACAAGCACUCUUUUGAAGUUUUACAUUAAGCAAAACAAAAGGGGUCCACUUCUUACCACAGGCAAUCGUCCUAUGAAGUCUGAGCUUUGACAAACCAAGCAUUCUCUACUUAUUGAUCAGAAACCAAAUGGUCUAUCUACAAUGAGCAACAAAAUACAUUUCAAAUUGGGAAAUAAUUGAUUUCCAUAUUUACCUCGACUGGGGUGCGAGUUCUGAAGGCGUGUAGUACGGAUACUUUAAACUGAAAGAACAAUUUUUUUGACAAGAGGGAGAAGAGAAGUGGUUGAAGGGUGGGAGUAAAUACCAAAUAAUACCCGAGGUACACAACUUGACACGAAGAACAACAUUCCCAUUAAAUUGUACAUACGAGAUAAAUGCAACACAAAUUUUAAAGUAAGCAGUUGUUUACCAGAACUGUUGCUGGUAAAAUUACUACUUCCUUUGGGUAUUAUUUCAACUAAUUUUAAAUUAUCUCAUAUUGACAAAUUGAAAGCAUUGUGAGACUUUCAAUGCUAAGAGUUUCUGUGAAAUAUGAUUAAAUAAACAUAAUUAAUUUGUA